Corylus avellana is the source of this 1363-nucleotide messenger RNA. RefSeq lists its product as uncharacterized. The record is from RefSeq and is a predicted model, not a curated record. NCBI's taxonomy places the organism in Eukaryota, Viridiplantae, Streptophyta, Magnoliopsida, Fagales, Betulaceae.
AAGGGCGUCUGUGUUGACACGAAGAUCCAUGAAAGUAGCGUAUAGAAAGCAAAUCUGAACCCUCUCAUCUAGGGUCUCUCUAAGUUCCUUUUCUGGGUUAAAUAACUUAUACCCAACUUCAUAUUUUUGAUUUUUCCUUCUGUUAAUUUCUUAUAGUUAGAUCUGUAUAAGUUUCUUGUUUUGUGAGUAAUUGUAUGAGAUCUUUCAAAUUAACUUGUUGAUUUAUGUUUCAACUUUCUCAAGUAAAUUAAUCUGGUAUAUAUAGCUGUUAUUUUUUGUUGUUUGUUCUAACAAGUUUCAGGCUAUUGAUCGGGUUAUUAUAGAUCAUCGCCUCUGUUUUCUUGUUGAAGAUUUAAACAAUCUGACUAUGGAUGCAGCUCUGGUACCAUAUUCGUCACUAGACCAAUCAGUUUCUCCCUACAAGCAAAUCAAAACCCCAAGGAAAAGCGCUCGCGCUUUCAUUUCUAAGCCCUCUAAAAAUCUCUCCCCGACAAACGUCCAUGGCGGUCUCUUGCUGCACCACCACCCUCCUCCUCCGCUCUCAGCCUCAAUAUUCUUCAGCCACUCAUUUCAACCACAUCAUCAACAACAACAACAACAACCACCUCUUCUUCCUCUACCAACUCCCAUAGCCCACCAGUACUCUCUUCCUUCUCGAACCCGAAAGCCGAACAACAAACGCAGGGAGCAGUCCCUGACUCCAAAGAAAUCAAAGCCCACAAAGAGAGAGGAUCCGAAUAAGCAAGACUUGGCGCCGUCGACUAGGCGAGCUGUUUCCGAGUGUUUGAUGGUGGCUUCCACUAAGCCGUUAGGGCCCGACCCGAAUGAUCUACCCAAGGAUGUUUCUCGGGUAUUCUCGUCAACGGCGGCGGGGGAUAAGAGUUUCGGAAAGGUCCUCGCCAUAGAAGAGUUGGAGAUGUUUUCGGGUACAGUAUUUAGUCUGGCUCCGCCUCCGAGUAGCUUGCCGCUGCCCAAGUUUUCUCUGAGGCCAAAGCUUUGUUGCAACGCUGAGGCUGCCGGAAUCGAUGCCGGAGCGACAGAUAAUCUCCGGCGUAUGUUACGUCUCCGGUGAAGUUGUUGCCAUUUUGGUUUGUCGUUUGGUCUUAUGUGUAAAUAAAAGCAUCAGCCUGGGUGUUUUUUUUGCUGAUUGUGCUGUAAUAUUUCUUUUUCUUUUUUUUGGAUGAAUUUGUGAUCACCACCUGUGUUUUUGAAUUGGGGUGCACACAAACAUACGAGGACGAUCGGGUCCUUGGGACUAGGAGAACACCUGACGGUCUAUUUUGUUUUUCUUUUGUUUUUUUAGUUGAAUAAUAUUAUGUACUUUUCCUUUUUGCAUGAAAUAAAAUAAGUAUUUUUCUGAUCA